CAAGCUGGUGACCUUUCACCUUCGGCAAUGUUUGUUAGCCUGAAUGAACGGAAGGUAUGACCCACCGCCCCGUAGACAAGGCCGUGGUUUUACAGACCGUGUUGUUGUUAUGUAGUCCAGCCUCGCAGGACGAGCAGCGAGGAGUCAAACGAAGAUGACCCGCUAACAAGUGUGAUGGCUGUGGCAGGGUCCGUGACAGCGGAGAGGUAGCUCCAGGGGCGUAGAGUGGCCCAGGCCAGCAGAAUGCAGCAGAAAGGGGCCAUCCAGAUCAUCGAAUGGGAGGACCUGGACAAGAGGAAGUUUUACUCCCUGGGGGUCUUCAUGACCAUGACCACCAGGGCCACCGUCUACCCUGCCAGCCUCAUCCGUACCCGGCUCCAGGUGCAGAAGGGCAAGGCGCUCUACUCGGGCACCUUUGAUGCCUUCUGCAAGAUCCUGCGAGCAGAGGGCGUGCAGGGUCUCUACCGUGGCUUCAUGGUCAAUACGUUCACACUGGUCUCAGGACAGGCUUACAUCACCACCUAUGAACUGGUCCGCAAGUAUGUGUCUCACUAUUCACCCAGCAACACUGUGAAGUCACUGGUUGCCGGUGGGGCAGCUUCCCUGGUGGCCCAGACCAUCACUGUGCCCAUAGACGUGGUGUCGCAGCAGUUGAUGAUGCAAGGCCAGGGGGAACACCUGACGCGCUUUAAAGUCAAACCCAAAAUGGUGAUCGCAGCAUCCAAGAGCAGACUGACUUUCGGGCAAACCCGUGACAUUGUGGUGCAGAUUUUUGCAGCUGAUGGUUUCCAGGGAUUCUACAGGGGCUACGUGGCAUCACUACUCACUUACAUCCCAAACAGUGCACUGUGGUGGCCUUUUUAUCAUUUUUAUGCAGAGCAACUCUCCCUGCUGGCACCAAGUGAGUGCCCUCAUCUGAUUCUGCAGGCUUUGGCUGGACCAAUGGCAGCAGCAACUGCCUCCACCAUCACCAACCCCAUGGACGUGGUUCGAGCCAGAGUGCAGGUGGAGGGCAGAUCGUCUGUGAUUGAGACGUUCAAGCAGCUGCUGGCAGAGGAGGGGUUGUGGGGGAUGACCAAGGGGCUGUCAGCCCGCAUCAUUUCCUCCACGCCGACGUCGGUGCUCAUCGUAGUGGGAUACGAGACUCUGAAGAGACUGAGCCUGCGAGCUGAGCUGAUCGAGACGAGACACUGGUGAAGGGCCAGAGGGAAAAUGAGGAGUGAGCCAGAGCAGCCUCACGUCAGGCUACACUUCAGCACACCCGGGCAGGAGCAGGCAGAUGGGCCUGAAUGACUUUGAUGUUUCUCCCUGCCAUAGAGUCGUUUCCGUAUGCCUUUUUAGAACUGCGUCAGCCUGAGAUUUUAGUGCAGUUGUGGAACAGGGCGCACGUGGUUAUGUUUAUCUGUGGGUUUGGUUUGGAGUCAGAGAGGGUGUUACCUCGGCCUUUUUUGCCCCCAUUCUUCAGAGUUGCCUCCACUGGUGAUUUUGUUUGUUUGAAAUGUCACUGAGACAUGCUUUACUUUAUAGUGCAUUACAUUUUAUUCCAAAAUGAGAGAUCAAUCUGAAAAAUAAUUGGACUGCUAAUACUAAAGCAUGACUGAAGGAAAAAAUGUAAAUAAAUGUGUUCUUAAAUGAUAGUAGGUCACUUAGGCCCUGAUUGAAAAAAAAAAUCACAUUUUUUUCUUUUCUUUAUGAUUUUUUCUUUAUUAUCUUGACAUUUUCCCCCUAUAUUGAUAUAUAGCCUCUUCAUAUGAAGUAGUUCUGGGACUUUCCCCUGUGUCAUAUUGUAACACUGAGCCAGUCUAAGCAUGUACACACUUGAUGUGCAUUGUGAAUGUCAGGUAGCUGUUACUUUCCAAAUAGUUGUGUUUUAAAAUAGAGCUCCUCAGUGGUGAAUUAUGUAUUUUAGGAGCAUUUGUGAAAAGUCUAUUGUGUAUUCAAGGUGCCAAAAUCUGGUGAGUAGGGGGCAAAACAGAUGCCUUCUUUCUUAAAUGCUUUGUCCUCAUAGACAGCUAUCAGAAUAACAGAUGAGGGCUUGAUAUUUGCAUGGUUGAUUCUAGUCAGGACAUUUCUGUGCAAACACAGCGAUAAAUGUCAUCUCAUCUUUGUGUACACUUACCUGAUGUGGAAAAUAAUCUGUACGGUUAUUUCAGUAUAUCCUUUCCUGUAACUAUGGAAAAACCUGCAGCGUAUAUUUCACGGUGGCAAAAUGGAGCUGAAUUUGCCAAAAACAAAUUUAAACUAAACUUAUCAUUGUUAAGCAAAAAAGUACCUUCUGUUGAGGUCUCUGAAAUCUGGGUUGGAUUUUUAUUUCUGUAAUUGUAGUUAUAUUCUUAUGAUUUCGUUAUUUUCCAGGCAGUCUGUGAAGUCACGCGGCAGUGGCACAUGUAUGCUUCACUUUAUAGUAUAUUAUUGGACUACUGAUGGAUGAUUUGAUCAGGCAGUUGUUCCUGCUUGAUUUUAGUUCAUUUUGCUUUCAUGCCUAAAUGGACUGUUCAGUGUUCAAAGUGGAGCUUGAUGGAAAAGCUGAGUAAGGGGAUUGAUACCACAGAGGCAAGGCUUAAACUCAAAGUUGCAUUAAUUUGCAGACCGCACAGUCAUCAUGAAGUACCACAGUGUUUUGUUUUGGUUUGGUUUUUUAAAUCCAUCUUCCCUCACAAAUUUAUUGAUUCCUGGGGAGAAGCUGUGUUUUCACUCUCCUGCAGGAAUAUCAGCACACAGGCUCACCUUCAGAGCCAUGUUUCUCAACGUGCUGAUCGCUGCAUCAUGUGAGAUCAAACCUGGUGUCCUCUGCUGCUGGGGACCGGGACAGGAAAGGCAGUGGAGACAUGUUUUAAAAAAAUAAGUCAGGACUCAAAGUAAUAACGCUGCACCAGCAGACAAAACUACCAGGAUGCCUUCAAAUCCUUAUUCCCCCAGUCAGCUAAUAAUGAGUUUGAAUGGUAUCGACAGCAGGUGGGAGUAGUUUCAGGGUUACACACAUUUAUACACAGGAUGCACUUUGUACAGUGAGCAGCUCCACUGAAGUAAUUUGGGAGUUUAUUGGCAUGCAGUUUUUUAAUAUACUUUUUUAAGGUACUGAAUCCCGCUUGCUCUUGGCCUGUGCUGUCACAAGGUUUCUGCAAUGUUGGAGACAACCCAUACUGCCACAGCUGGGAAGGUAUCCUGAAAACGCAACCACGUUUAGACUUAACUGCCUUGAUUACUGCCAGAAAACCGAUACAUCAAUGGACUGGUCUGAAAUUUUGUGCCCUCUCUUUUUUAACUGGUGUUUUUGUGUUUGCAGACAGCUCAUUUUGAAGUUUGUAUAUCACAAAUGUUUAUUCUGGUAAGAAUGGUGUACUUCUGAUAUUACAUGGGGAUACACUGAAAUUUCAAAAGUGAUGUGAAAUACUGUAUAAGAAUAAAUAAAGUGGAGCUUUGCUUAG
Molecule: messenger RNA, 3428 nt
Organism: Myripristis murdjan (pinecone soldierfish)
Lineage: Eukaryota; Metazoa; Chordata; Actinopteri; Holocentriformes; Holocentridae
Gene: slc25a44a
Product: solute carrier family 25 member 44a
Exons: 4
Coding region: 244-1197 (317 amino acids)
Biological process (GO): transmembrane transport; branched-chain amino acid catabolic process; branched-chain amino acid transport
Cellular component (GO): mitochondrion
Molecular function (GO): branched-chain amino acid transmembrane transporter activity
Source: RefSeq, a predicted model, not a curated record